UAUCGUAUCGCAUUCACUAUUCACUACUACAAACCCCAAGUGAAAAAGUUUAUUGGGAAAAUAUUCAAUUGAAUGAAAAACUUGAAGCGAUUUCCAAUAUCAAUAAACUAUUCAAAUUUAAUUUUAUGAUAAAGUUUCUUGAUUAUUAGUUUCGGGAUAAUUUGAUUGUGUGCAUGGAAAAAUCAACCGAAUUUAAGUCGACCAAAGACACCUCUAUAAAAUUGCGACUAAAAUGACAAGUACAACAGUGAAUUGAGAACCAACAAUAAGGCAAUCGUAAUAAAGGACGCGUUGAAUAAAAGUCGCAGAGAUAGAGAUUAACAAAUUUCUAGCUCACACAAACCCUGGAAAAUACUUAUUCAGAAAUACGUAAUUUUUUAAUUUCGCUUUCAUUGCUACGCUAUAAAAGUGACGGAGAAAAUAUCCACAAAUAAUCGGAAGCGUUGCCUACGAUGAAUAGUGCAUAGUGCUUAAAUAAAACUCCGAUUUGCCACAAUAUUACAGGCGAGAUAUUUUUUAUGAAGUUGUUCAGUGCAAUAUCAUAUACGACACACUAAAAAGAUGAUAUAAAGGAUCUCCAUAUACAAUUUUCGCAUGCCACUUAGAAAAUAGGAUCGCCCUAAACUAAUUAAAAUAUAAAAUAGUCAACAACUAACUUAAAAGGAAACUGCCAAAUCACAGACUCUGUUUUUUGUAAUAACCAAAAGUAAACUCAGCCAUUGUCAACAUAAGGUUGAACGCAAGAAACAUCCCUAGCAAGGCACCACAAUACAUUACCAAAGUCCAAUGUCUAAUAAAAUAAAUAAAAUAAAGCGUGAAAUACCAACAGUAACAGCAACUGGCAACAGCAACGCCAGCAACACAUCGGCCAACACAUCAUCGUCAUCUAGCUCAUCGCUAUCGUCCGCAGGGGGCGGUGAUGUCGGUAUGUCUACCGAUCUAACGUCGCUGUUUGAAUGUCCCGUAUGCUUUGAUUAUGUCUUGCCACCAAUACUGCAAUGUUCUAGUGGUCAUUUGGUCUGUGUCUCGUGCCGUUCGAAGCUUACCUGCUGCCCAACAUGUCGUGGUCCGCUGGCCAAUAUCCGCAACCUGGCCAUGGAGAAAGUGGCUUCAAAUGUCAAGUUUCCUUGCAAGCAUUCGGGCUACGGCUGCACUGCCUCCCUACUAUAUACUGAAAAAACCGAACAUGAAGAGACCUGCGAAUGCCGACCAUACUUGUGUCCAUGCCCAGGUGCCUCGUGUAAAUGGCAAGGACCACUUGAUCUAGUCAUGCAACACCUAAUGAUGUCCCACAAAAGUAUUACCACACUACAGGGUGAAGACAUCGUCUUUUUAGCAACAGACAUCAAUCUACCAGGCGCCGUUGAUUGGGUAAUGAUGCAGUCGUGCUUCGGUCACCACUUUAUGCUGGUACUCGAAAAGCAAGAGAAGUACGAUGGCCAUCAGCAGUUCUUCGCCAUCGUUCAACUCAUCGGGUCACGAAAGGAGGCCGAAAAUUUCGUGUAUCGCUUGGAAUUGAAUGGCAAUCGACGACGUUUAACCUGGGAAGCAAUGCCCCGCUCCAUACACGAGGGUGUGGCCUCAGCCAUUCAUAACUCCGAUUGUUUGGUGUUUGACACAUCAAUUGCACAACUGUUUGCGGACAAUGGUAAUUUGGGCAUAAAUGUCACCAUCUCCAUUGUAUAAUAGCAAUAACAUUCGAUCAUCGAGGAUCGCCGAGUGAGAGAUGAAUAAUCGUGUUACAAGGCAUAAGAAAAACAAAAACAAAAAUAUAAUUUACAUGAUUGGUCAAUGGUCAUAAUGAUAAAAGAUCACCAAUCAAUUGCAUUAUUUGCUAUAGAUCGAUGGUAAAAAAGAACGUUUCUAAAACGUCACCUUUAUGUUAGUUUUAUAUAGAUAUUUUCUUAAUUUGCAUGGGGACAUAAUGUUGUCACAUAGGGGAAAACAGUUUGUUUUUUUUUUUUUGUUUUGGCAAAGAGAGGGACUUGUCAGGAAUGUGAAUUUUCCCACACAUAUGUAUUUGCAUGGACGUUAUUAAAUCGAAAUAAGUAUGGUGUUUAUUGCCGAACUGUAAAUGGCAUACAAAUUGAAUGGUUUUUGUUUUUUUUAUGUUUUACUUUAUACAAAAGACAAUUAUUAAUACAAAAUUUUAGGAAGUAAAACAUCCUGGAAAAUGGCCGACUGUAAUGCAAUUCAACGCAUUUGUCAGUUCGAGAAAACCGUUAACUUGUUAGAGUAAAGUAUAUCAUAUAGGCGAGUCAUUGAAUAAAGUGGUCCUAACAACAAAUUUUAGUGGCAUCGGCAUUUUUCAAAUCUUCGGAUAAUAACCAGACUGACUUAAGCUAAUUUUCUAAUUUCUUUGUAUAAAGCUGCUGAAAAAAACGCAAAAGCAUACAUUGGCAUUUUUAACAUAAUUUACCGAGUAUAUUAGGAAAAGGGCGUUUUUUUUUUGCUUUACUUUACAGAUCCAUUUUCCAGAUAACGCUCACAAUUCGGUAACAGUUUGAAUACAUGAUUUUAUGAUGUUUAUUGGAGUUGUUGUUGUAGUUGUUGUAGCAGUGUAUUGUACACUGAGACGGCAGCCCUUGCCGAUGAAGGACUUCAUCGGGUCAAUCCGGUACGUACAACCGGCUGCCUUGGGAUUGUUUAUUGGAGUCUAAAUUAUACCAAAUUUCCUUUUUCAAUGGGAACGUCAGUGGUUCUGUAUUGUUUUUGUAUCCUCCACCAUAGGAUAAGGGGUAUACGAAUUUCGUCAUUCUGUUUGUAACGCCUCGAAAUAUGCGUCUGAGACCCUAUAAAGUAUAUAUAUAUUCUUGAUCGUCAUGUCGUCAAGUCGAUCUAGCCAUUUCCGUCCGUCCGUCCGUCCGUCCGUCUGUCUGUCGAAAGCACACUUACUUUCGAAGGAGUAAAGCUAGGCGCUUGAAAUUUGUACAUGGGCCAAAUCGGUCCGUGAAAUUUUGCACAUGGCGUGAAAUUUUGCACAUGGUGUUUUGGUAUCACUUUCAACAACUGUUAAGUACGAUUCAAAUCGGUUCAUAAUCUGGCAAAGCUGUCAUAUAAACCGAUCUUGGAUCUUGAAUUCUUGAGCCAAUAGAGCGCGCAAUCCUCAUCCGAUUUGGCUGAAAUUUUGCAUAAGGUGUUUUGUUAUGACUUCCAAUGACUGUGCUAAGUAUGGCGCAAAUCGAUACAUAACCUGAUAUAGCUGUCAUAUAAACCGAUCUGGGAUCUUGACUUCUUGAGCAUCUAGAGGGCGCAAUUCUCAUCUGAUUUGGCAGACAUUUUGUACAACGGCUUCUCUCAUCACCUACAACAUACGUGUUCAAUAUGGUCUGAAUCGAUCAAUAGCUUGACACAGCUCCCAUCUAAAGCCCCGACAAGGCUCAAAUCUUAUCCGAGUGAACUGAAAUAUUAUACAAUGACUUCUGCAAUGUUCAGCAAGCAUUUAUUUGUGGUCCAAAUCGGACUAUAACUUGAUAUAACUCGUAUUGUACAACAGUUCUUAUUCAAUAGUCUUUGUUUGCCUAAAAAGAGAUACCGCGCAUAGAACUCGACAAAUGCGAUCCAUGGUGGAGGGUAUGUAGGAUUCGGCCCGGCCGAACUUAGUACGCUCUUGCUUGUUUUAGGUUUAUAGAGCGAAUAAGGCUGUUAUUAAUGCUUUGCUAUCAUUCAGUGUCGGCCGUAUUCACAAAACUUAAUGAAGCCUUAAAAUAGGGGUUUUUUUUGACAGUUCUAUAAAGGAAAUCAAAGUCAAAUGAAAUUAUUCCAAAGCUAAGUUUAGGCUCUGUGAUGAUCGGUGUUAGUUUAUGGAUUGGUUUCAUCUCUGUUUAUUUCCAGGCCUACUUAAGCAAAUUCGUCGGCACAGGUUGUUUGCUGAAAUGUGUGCUGCCUCUUUUUUUUAAACCAAUUUUUAUGAUUGGAUCGGAGAGGUUCUUCCCUAUUUUAAAUGAUGAUCGAGUUGCAGUAGUCAAAGACAAAGGGAGGGCGAAGAUAGGUUUUUAUUGGUCUUUUCACAGAUCUGGUGUAAUGUGAAUAACAAACAGGUCGACUUAUUGCAUCCUAAUUCCCAUAUAAUUCGCACCGAAAGAGGGUUAUUUACCAGUUACAGCAUAUAAGUAACACGAUAGGCUUACAGUUGCUUCUAUUGUAUAUAUAUAUAACAGUCCUAAUGGCAAGGCAUUCUUGCUUUUUGGGUGUAUUCUUUUGUUAAUAUUAUGAAAAAAAAAAUUAUAUAAAUAACAAGUAAGAGCGUGCUAAGUUCGGCCGGGCCGAAUCUUAUAUACCCUCCACCAUGGAUCGCAUUUGUCGAGUUCUUUCCCGGCAUCUCUUCUUAGGCAAAAAAAAAGGAUUUAAGAAAAGAUUUGCUAUGCUAUUAGAGCGAUAUUAAGAUAGGGUCCGGUUUGGACCACAAUUAAAUUAUAUUUAUGUUGGAGACCUGUGUAAAAUGUCAGCAAAUUCGAAUAAGAAUUGCGCUCUUUGUGGGCUCAAGAAGUAAAAUAGAGAGAUCGAUUUAUAUGGGAGCUGUGUCGGGCUAUAGACCGAUUCAGACCUUAAUAAACAUGUAUGUUGAUGAUCAUGAGAGAAUCCGUCGUACAUAAUUUAAGGCAAAUCGGAUAAUAUUUGCGACCUCUAGAGGCUCAAGAAGUCAAGAUCCAAGAUCAAUUUAUAUGACAGCUAUAUCAGGUUAUGAACCGAUUUAAACCUUAUUUGACACAUUUAUUGAAAGUAAGAAUAGAAUACGUCAUGCCAAAUGUAUUCUUUCCUAUCAGCCAAAUCGGAUAGGAAUUGCGCCCUCUAGAAGCUCAAUAAGUUAAGUCCCCAGAUCUGUUUAUAUGACAGCUAUAUCAGGUUAUGAACCGAUUUGAAUCAUACUUGGCACAGAUGUUGGAUAUCAUAACAAAACACUUCGUGCAAAAAUUCAUUCAAAUUGGAUAAGAAUUGCGCACUCUAGAGGUUCAAGAAGUCAAGACCCAAGAUCGAUUUAUAUGGCAGCUAUAUCAGGUUAUAGACCGAUUUGAACCAUACUUGGCACAGUUGUUGGAUAUCAUAACAAAACAGGUCGUGCCAAAAUUCAUUCAAAUCGGAUAAGAAUUGCGCCCUCUGGAGGCUCAAGAAGUCAAGACCCAAGAUCGGUUUAUAUGGCAGCUAUAUCAAAACAUGGACCGAUAUGGCCUAUUUACAAUACCAACCGACCUACACUAAUAAGAAGUAUUUGUGCAAAACUUCAAGCGGCUAGCUUUACUCCUUCGGAAGUUAGCGUGCUUUCGACAGACAGACGGACGGACGGACGGACAGACGGACGGACAUGGCUAGAUCGACAUAAAAUUUAACGACGAUCAAGAAUAUAUAUACUUUAUGGGGUCUAAGACGAAUAUUUCGAGUAGUUACAAUCAGAAUGACGAAAUUAGUAUACCCCCCAUCUUAUGGUGGAGGGUAUAAAAACUUAAACGGCAAUGUCGUUAGAAUUGUCAACGGCAACCUUGAGAACUAGCCCCAAGUCAAAUGGGAAUGUCUGGAUUUUUUAAAUUGCCACAAUUUAAUUUGCGGUGUUGAUGUAUGAUAUGUUGGUCAUUUUCCAGGAGUAUAGCAUAAAAGCAUGUAAUUUAUUUUAUUUUAUAAAUAAUUACGCAAAUUUGUUUUGUUUGCUUAAAAAUUAACAGCUGAUGUUUUUUGUUUUUUUUUUUUUUUGGUAUGGAAAAUUCGCUUUCCUGCGGCACUAUUGUUUGUGCAGUGUUUUCUACAUUUUUUGAAGUGUAAUAUUUAAAUUCGGUGUGUGUAGCUCCAUGUCCAAAAUUAGUUUAUGUUCUUUUCUAUUAAUUUUUAGUCACUGCUUUCUGUACCCCUUCCAAAAUGAACUGAUACCCAUAAUACUAGUUUGCUGAGUUGCAAACACAUUUGAACAAAAUUAAUAGUUAAGUAUAUAAAAGAUCCUGCGCUGAAGAAGCAAAACUUCUUGGUCUAUCAAAUAUUUCUCUGAAAACAUCGAUUGUUUGGUCGUUGAACAUCAGAAUAUUAUGUUCAAAACUGCAAGGCCAAUUCAUUGAAAGUUGACGAUUUUCCAAACCCAUUCGGCCCUUAGCACAAUCAGACCUUUUAAUAUAUCGGUAAUGAUUUUUAAAAAUGCAUACCAAAGGGUCUACAUUGUAUUUAGGAUUUUUGAAUUUAUGUGGGUUCAGGAAUAAUUGCCCUGAUGUUAAAAUUCUCCUAAAGGAGUGCCUUUGUUUUCUUAACCACGGUGCUUUAGUAUCCCCAAUGGAAAAAUCCCAAUUUGUUUUCAGAGAAGAGUUUUUGUUUUUAAAAAAAUGUUGACCACUCUAAAAUGGGGGAAUAAAUUACAGAACAAUUCCCCAGAGCUAGACAUCUUCAAUUCGCAGCGGCAUGCUGGUUACCUAUAGAUAUAUUAAUUUAGGCACACCCACCAAAUUCGUAAAGACUAAAUUCUUUUGUACAAUUUCUUAUUUUCAGAAAUGACAAUUCAAAAUAAAAAUAAAAAAAAUAUUUUUAAGAUAUUUCUUUAAUUCGUAUGCUAAAGUCAAUGUUUGUUACAAAGCUUGAAUGCAAACAUUUAUGUUCUAUUAUGUAUAAGAAGACCUAUUUUGUUUUAAGUUGUGAUAAACAUUUUUGUGGCCCAUGAGCCGAGGCCAAGGUCUAGAUUUAUUUAAAAAGAAAAUACUCUACGUGUUUUUUUUUUUGGAAAUUUUACAAGCGUAAAACAAUUAUUUUGUAAUUUAUUUGCAUUGAUAAAAGUUUAGCCACUUUUUCAUUUGAUCAAUCGAGUCCUGUCUGGUCAGUGUAAUAAUUUUGUUUUUUUUUGUAAACAUCUGUCUGUCUGUUUAUUUCUCCCUCUUAUAUAUAUAUAUAUGUAUAUAUAUAGUGUCCUUCCUCGAAUAUGUUAAAAUCACACAAACCCUUCUUACAAUUUAGUGUCUACAAAAAUGUUCUAUUUAAAUCAACGGUUUGCAAAUAUGUUUACAAAACAAAAAGGCCGAAGAAUUGUGGUCCCGCAUUGGCCACAAUUCUAAUAGAAGUCGCCGGAAAAGGAAAAAAAGGCAUAUUUACAAUAUUCAUUAUACUAAGUAUGUAUGUAUUCGUUUGUAUGUGUACUACUAUAUGCGGAGUACACGAACAAGAAAACAACAACAACAAAAUAUACAUGAAAAUAUAUAUUUUACAUAGGUUAGUUGAUCUCUAAAAUAAUAUUAAUAAUACAAUGAUAAUUACAGUAAUAAAAACAAAAGCGCAUAAAAAACA
This is a messenger RNA of Stomoxys calcitrans (stable fly), 7248 nucleotides long. RefSeq names its product E3 ubiquitin-protein ligase sina (gene sina). The record is from RefSeq and is a predicted model, not a curated record. Gene Ontology annotation, biological process: proteasome-mediated ubiquitin-dependent protein catabolic process; multicellular organism development. Gene Ontology annotation, molecular function: zinc ion binding; ubiquitin protein ligase activity; ubiquitin conjugating enzyme binding. Lineage: Eukaryota; Metazoa; Arthropoda; Insecta; Diptera; Muscidae. The coding region runs from base 787 to 1686 and encodes 299 amino acids. Gene Ontology annotation, cellular component: cytoplasm. The transcript has 2 exons.